Triticum dicoccoides is the source of this 1577-nucleotide messenger RNA. RefSeq lists its product as uncharacterized. NCBI's taxonomy places the organism in Eukaryota, Viridiplantae, Streptophyta, Magnoliopsida, Poales, Poaceae. The coding region runs from base 59 to 1447 and encodes 462 amino acids. The record is from RefSeq and is a predicted model, not a curated record. The transcript has 3 exons.
GGAAGAGGCCGGCGGCGGCGGAAAGAGAGAUCAAAGGUGUCGGGGACAAGAGACGAAGAUGGUUCUGGAGGCGAAAAGAGACUUGGUAGACUCUCUUCGUCGCUACCGUGAGACCCUGAGGUGGGAGACCGAAUUCCUGAGGUGGGAGGUGACCUCCCGUGGCCUGGAGACGAUUUCUGGGAAGAAGAAGUAUCUGAAGGAGCAUACUGCUCGAAGAUCGCUAUCUCGCGAAUUACCUCAGCUGAAGGAGCAGCUGUCCGGCCAGAAGAUCGCGAGCCUGCCUCUGGUGAGUUUGCCCUACCUUGUUCCUCGUCACGAGGAGGCCCUCGAUCUGCUCCUGCACGAGGCGCACAAGCUGGGCUACCGGAUCCAGUCUCUGAGGGAACUCGCUGCUCCAAUCUCCCUGGAGACGGCCAGGUUACUGUGUCUCGUGUCGGAAAGAUGUGCGGAGAUCUCCAGAAUCAUUGCGAGGCAAGGGUCGCCGAAUUCAGGCAAAUCUUCUGAGGAUGCUGCAAUUGCUGCUUACAGCGAGCGCCGUGAAAGCUGGGAGUCCAUUUGGGGUAGUCCAGUAUUAAGGUCUGGCGGCUUCAACGAUAUAACCACACUGUCUUCUAUGUACUUUACCCCAUUUGCACCUGCUAUCAUCCCAUACACCGGCUUCGCCACCAAGGCCUUGCAGAUUUACUCCUUCGAAAUCUCUGACCUGAAUGACUGCUUGAAGUGGCCACUCUAUGUGUAUGGCGUGGUUGCUGCUCGAGACGUUGUGGAUGGUAACCGCAACCUCCUCUUCUCUCGCUCCCGGGCUAACUGCCAAGUACUCACUGAAAAGGAUCCUUUUUUGCACUUGACUGGGCCUUCUCGUGUUAUUCUGGCUGAGUGUCCUGUCGACUUUGAAGUUGAACUAAGGAUAAGAGAUGGAACAGAGUCCCAAGAUAAAGCCUUGAUGAGUUCUGCUAACCACCACAGUUUCGCUAGUGCUGACAGCGCUGUUUUCUUUAGCUGCCUGUGUUCAGCAACGUUAAGCCUCCAGACUAUUUAUAGUGCAGUCCAGGCCACUAUCUUGUCCAUUCGUCUUGUUGGAGGGGAGUCAUCUUUUGAAUAUGGAGGUCAAGUUUCAUGUUCAUCAUAUACUGAAGGUGUCAAUGCUGAUGCACGUCGGGAAGUUGUGUUGAUUGAUUGUGAUGAAAAAUUUCUUGAAGAUGGACUGGAUGGCUAUAUCUCUCUUUCAAGGAAUGUUGUCACCGUGAAAUUGAAAGGAUCACUGAAGAUUACCAUAAAAGAAUAUGCAAAGUCUCGUCUUGUCGCUAACGAGGCCCAGCUUGAUAUCCCUGCUCAGCAUUGCCAAGUAAGCAAGGGAGAAUGUGUUCUUGGCGGACAUAAUGUGGUUGUUCUUAUUGCUUGGUCCCUGCUUGUGAGGGACAAGCUCGCUAACUUGGUGAUGGGGUGAAGAUGACUCCUUAGGUGAUCAAACUUAGAGCUAAUAUAUAUGUAUAUUUGUUGUACUAGACCUAUGUUUUGUGAUCUUGUGUUAUCAAACUUGAAGACUAGAUCUAUGUUUUGUUGUAUUCCUACAACUG